CGGAAGAUCUCAUCCUCCUCAGCGUGCAGUGCAUCGGCGAAGCAGAUGACUCGACAGAUGCCAAGGCUAGUCACGGCAGCAUUUGCACGAUCUGCUUCCUUUCUUGAACGAGAAGCGGGCGAUAAUACCUUCGAGUGACAUGAUGGCGAUCUCUUCGGGACAUAGUGAGGACAAUUCCCCCGACGAUGUGCGGCGAGUCCUUCUCAUGCCCGAGUAUAAAUCCCAUCUGUCUAUGCUCAAUCAAACACAGCACCUCGAGUCUAGAUCUCGCAGCCAGUCAUCAGUCAAACCCGCGCGCUAAGCUAAAUACUUCGGUGUCCAUAGUCGCUGUCACGGGAGUCCAGCUUUUCAUCAGGUUUGAAAUCUCUUCUUUGUCGUCUGACAAUUCACUCAGAGGUCAGACGUUGUCCCUGUCUGCAUAUCUUUUCCACGACUUUCGGUUUCAAACUAUCGCGCUUCAGCUUUGACAGCCGAAUAGCCCACCGGGUCUCGUCUUGGGCUCGGUAUUUAGAUCGUUGCAACGAUCAUUCAAUUAGGGCUUUUCCUCAUCGGUGUAAGAGUGGGCAUCUCCACGUCUUCGAUCUUGGAUUGAGAACUGGUGCAAUGGGGACGGCCAGAAUGCCUAUGAUUCUGUGCUUCGCAGCACUGAUGAUGGUGGGUUCGAUGCCAGCGACAUUGAAAGCCGAUGGAGAUCACCGAUCGCAUACGACUCAGUUCCUGUGCCCGACUCCGGUCCCCGAGUCCAAGCGCCUCAAAAGCAUCGGAGGAUUGGGGCUCGUUCCCGAGCCGACGAUAAUGCUCGACUAUCACAUGGGUCCCGUGAUGACAGGGAGAGAUGAGAUGAUCAAACUGUUCGUCAUAUACUACGGGGAUUUCUCGAAGAAGCAGAGAUCGACGCUCAGGCAUUUCUUCAAAUCCUUCUGGCAUCCCGACGUUCAGCUGCCGGAGAGUCACCCGACUGUCGAGAAGUGGUGGCAGAUCACUCGGGAGUAUGUGGAUCUGUACAACAGGCCCGUCUCGCGCAGCAUCGUCGCCGCCGGGGAGGUCUUUGAUAACUACUCGCUGGGCAAGGAUCUCAAUCAGUCCGACAUUCAGACUCUGGUUGUGGACUACAUGGACAAGUUCGGCAUAGACUCUCGUUCCAUCUACCUCGUGCUUACCUCCGAGGAUGUGCUGGUGGAGAAAUUCUGCAUGAAUGUCUGUGGCACCCACUUUUACACAUUCCCGUCCGACGACACCAACAACCAAAUGGUGCCUUACGGAUGGGUGGGCAACCCUGCCGAGCAAUGCCCCGGGCUCUGUAGCUGGCCAUACGCCCCCGGAGGAUUUCUGUCCAACGCUCUCAUCCCACCCAAUGGCGAUGCUGGCAUCGACGGAAUGAUCAUCACCAUCGCCAACCUUCUGGCCGGCAUUGCAACUGAUCCCUACGGGAAUGGCUACUCGCAGGCCGAUGGCCUGGAAGCGGCUGGAGUUUGCCAAGGAAUUUACGGCAAGAAUUCGUUCUCUGGCUUUCCUGGCGACCUUCUUGUCGAUAAUGAGACGGGAGCGAGUUUCAAUGCCUAUGGAGUCAGCAACACCAAGUACCUCGUUCCUUGGAUUUGGAACCCUCUCACUUUGAACUGCGCAGGGCAAGUUUAAUUUCUGCAUCUUUGGGAGUUUGACCAUCAUCUUAGAUUUCGUGUAUUGUAACAUUAGUUUUCCAGGCAACGAUUCGAGCACCUAAUCGGCAAUAUAAUGAUCAUGACACAAGGCGCCGGAUCGGGUGAGGAUGCCACCGGCUUCGAGCACACGAAGGCGGCUGGACGCAGCAUCCGAACACACAUCGAUCUGUUUGUCAAUGAUAUCAUGAUCUAAUUCAUUCUAGAUCCGUACGGUAUUAUGGUUCCCGAAGGUUGGUGCUAUUUGAACGAGUGCAGGGAUGAGAAGAUCCACGAGAUGUCUGUCGUACGUGCAGAAGUCGCAGGGUGCUCCACUACCCAUGAUAGCACCGAGUGACCCAUAAUGUGGAAUUUACGAGGCCCGUGGUUCGUCUUUAUCCAGUCAUUCUCCGACAGAAUGUGGAUGGUCUUUGGCCGAUCGUGACAGCGAGAAGCUAGAGCAUCUUUCGCCUCAAAGUUGUAGAAUGGAACUGGAGCCAGUGUUGUACCACUACAGUUGCUAGUGCACGGAUUCACUGUGACCUCCACCGCUUCAAGUCCACCUCAAACUAUUAUAAAAAAACGUAGUGCUUUGUGUACUUAUGCAGUCAUCAUUCAUGGCGUUGUGUGUCGUUGUUGAAUCUUGCAAUUAAUGCUUACGUGCUGGAACAGUUAAUGUCAUGCUCGCUCCAUAAAUUGAACUUUUCAUUUAAAAGUCAAAUCUUUCCAGACAUGGUUGAUCGUAUAUUGGUUCCUAGGACUUCAUUCUCAGCAUAUACCCCUACCCCCAGUCGAGACUCACGGAUCUCGACGUGAUAACGUAAACACACAUUCCUGCUUCAGAAGCGACAUGUUUAUGUAGUGAGAAACCUUUUCCAUGCCUUCGUGUAGUCAAUACCUUCGACGACUCUUCGUCAUUCUUCGUUGGCGUAUGUGAAAGUACAAGAGCAGGGGUUCAGCUUUGCCGGUGUGCAAGAUAUCGGAGAGGAAAGUAGUCUGUCCAUUGAAGUGCACCGAUUGGACCAUUAGAAUCAUCACCGAAGGUUGACUAGGAUGCGAUUUCGACUUUCUUUGAGUUGACUGAGCUGGAGAAAAUCGUGCUUUGUGGAUAACCAUAGCAGCAGACAGUGUUAAAGUGUCCUGUAUUUCCUAUGAAAACAUAUUUGCUCGAUUCUUCAUGUUUAUAAUGGCCAUGAUGAUC
Messenger RNA from Marchantia polymorpha subsp. ruderalis, 2838 nucleotides. Lineage: Eukaryota; Viridiplantae; Streptophyta; Marchantiopsida; Marchantiales; Marchantiaceae. The record is from the annotation of a GenBank genome assembly.